GGCAAUCAAAUGUUAACAAAGCUAUUUUCAGCUUUUAAAAGUUUGCUUUGGCGCAAAUUAUAAUGGUGAAUUAAGGGUGGAGAAAGAGAACGGAUAACAGCUUGAUUCAAAAGAAUGACUUUGUUGUUCAGUGGUGAUGGAAUUCGGAACUGUGCUAACUUAUUAAUUUUAUUUAUUUAUCGAAUUUAUUUAUUAUUAUAAGAAGUCACGAAACGAUCAGCAACACAGGGAUUUCAUAAAUUCUUAUAAAAAUUCAAUUAUAUAUGAUGAUACCUUUCAAGGAUAGGGUAACGUUACUGACAAAUAAAAAAGCCUUUCAAGAGUUAUUUACAAUCAUCGAAAUAAUAAUAACACUGUAGUUCUCACUGAUCUUUUCGUGAAAGACCUGAAUUUUUGCUAGAAAGAAGAUUUUCAGCAGUUAACAAUCAAUGGGAAGUAUAGACUGGAAGAUCUGCCAGCAUUGUUGAGUCGAGAGUUGUCGAUGGCGAAAUAGAUGAGAGGCAGAAGUAUUACCAACAAAUGAAGCUUGAUUUAAACUUUGCCUUAUAUUAUGAUGAAGUAUUCAUCAGCAACAAUUUAAGGAAUAAUUGAUCACAGGAUUUUACCCACAAAUUCACACAAGCAUGUGGAAGAAUUCUCAGUACGAGAGUUAUCCGCUAAUUCGAAUUAAUCAAUAAAAUGAAGUCUGAACUCUUGACACGCAAGAAUCAAGCUUCAAUCAAUUUUGGUUUUGCAACUGCUCUUUCAUCCACAUAUCAAAUGGUCUCUAAUGCAAAACAUUCUGAAGAGGAUGCAAAUAUGAUCGAAAAUUACAUUUGUAAAGAUGACAAAAUAAUUCGUGGCGCAUUUCUUAUUCAAACAGUAAAUACUGUGCCUUUGAUUUAUGAAGGACCAGCUGGUCGUGAGGCCGAUACAUACAUUCAAAGUUUAUCUAUCGAACAUUUUGAACUUAUACGAAAAUUUGUGGAAAAAAAUGACCCAACAGAAAUGGAAGAUUUUUUAUGGAUCCAAGAUAAUGCUACGUCCAAAAUAACAAUUCUAAGUAUGGAAAAUUUUCGGAAAAAUAUGAAAGCAUUUCCAUCAACAAAACAUGUCAGAUGGCGUGACAUAUCUCUAAAUGAAAUAAAUGUUUGUCAAUAUGAUACACCCACAAUAUCGAUCAGUUAUUGGACCCGAAUAAUUCAUUGUAUCUAUCAAAAUAAGCAUUUUUUUUGGUUAUCACUUUGGGUGAUAAUGCUUCUAUCACUAAUAGUGAUAGUUAUUUUUUGUAUCAUCCAUUCAUCCUCCUUUAAAGCUAGUCUUACUAACGUUUACUUCAAUUCCCCUCAAAAAUAUUGAACUUUAUCCGACAUAUUGGGUCCUAUUUCGAGC
Messenger RNA from Loa loa (African eye worm), 1371 nucleotides. RefSeq lists its product as hypothetical. The record is from RefSeq and is a predicted model, not a curated record. The transcript is spliced from 5 exons. Bases 679 to 1338 code for a protein of 219 amino acids. Lineage: Eukaryota; Metazoa; Nematoda; Chromadorea; Rhabditida; Onchocercidae.